Messenger RNA from Parnassius apollo (apollo), 393 nucleotides. The record is from the annotation of a GenBank genome assembly. NCBI's taxonomy places the organism in Eukaryota, Metazoa, Arthropoda, Insecta, Lepidoptera, Papilionidae.
AUGGUAGAUAACAUAUGCACGCAGGUUGGUUACACGAUCCCGAAACAUCAAAUAAAUUACAUAGCAAGGGUGCCGACACAUUUUGGUAAGGAUAAAUCUAUUAAUGUCAACUUCAUCAACCGCUACAUAAAGGAAGAAUUUGUCGCUUCGGCGCGAAGUAAGAAGUUUAUGACAGCGAAAGACAUUGGGUUUGUGGGUAACGAACAACGGCUGUAUGUUAAUGAUCACUUAACACCGUAUUCUAAGGCCUUGUUAACUAGAACCAAAGCUAUUUGUAAAGAUAAGGAUUAUCAAUACGUUUGGGUAAAGUAUUGUAAAAUUCAUGUUAGAAAAAACGAUACUACGAGGGUUAUGAUUAUCACAAGCGAUAGUGAUUUAAACAAGUUAGCUUAA